GGAGUGAGUUUUAGCUUAAAUUACUGUAAAAGAGAAUGAGACAGGGGCAAAACAAGACAUUAGUACAAACCUGAAAGGGCCUCAACAUCUUUGGGGAGGGACAGGAAGGAGAGAGGUUUGAAUCUUGUGAGGGAGGGAAGAAGAGAAGAGAAGUAAAAAGUAGAGUUGAGUGAAGGAAAGAAAAGGUCUGCUGUGGAUCCUGGUCAGCACAGAGCUUCACCAUGGCCGCCUUGAAGGAGAAGAGGACUUGUGGGCAAAAAUGUGAAGACUUUGGCCGUUUUGUCUGGAACUCCGAUGAGGGGACGUUAAUGGGGAGGACACCAGAGAAAUGGGUGUACAUCAGUCUAUAUUAUGUGGCCUUCUACGUGGUGAUGACGUCCCUCUUUUGUCUGGCCAUCUGGACGCUCAUGUACACCUUGGAUCCGUACGCCCCGGACUACCAAGACCGGUUAAAAUCUCCGGGGGUAAUGGUGUGGCCGGACACUUAUGGGGAGGAAAUGGUUGAAAUCAACUACAACACAUCAUGCAAGAAAAGCUUGAAGAAGAUGACCAACAUCCUUAAUGAGUUCCUGAAGCCCUACAACGACACCAUGCAGCUUGAAUGUAACAACUAUAACUGCACAAAAGGAAAGUACUUCAUCCAGAACACCUUCACUGCCCCGCACCACACCAAGUGGGCAUGCCCCUUCAUGCAAAGCAUGCUGGGACCCUGCUCAGGAUUUGAGGACCCAACCUUUGGCUACAACUGCACUAUGCCUUGUGUCAUCAUUAAGAUGAACAGGAUCAUCAGCUUUUUGCCAACUAAUCACACUGGUCAUCCCCCAUAUGUCAACUGCACUGUACUGGAGGGACAAGACAAUGUGGCCAAAAUGGAGUAUUUCCCUGAAGGGGGAGCUAUGGAUCUCUCUUACUUCCCUUACUACGGAAGACUGGCACAGCCUACUUACGUCAACCCGUUGGUGGCUGUUCGGUUCAGCCUGGUUGGAGAGAAGCAUGCCAAGAUCCAGUGCCGAGUGGUCUCCCACAUGAUCAGCUACGAAAACUUCCACGACCCCUACGAGGGAAAAGUCGUCUUCUACCUCAAAGCAGUGAAAUGAUAAGCAGAAGAGAAGAUACUCAGAUAUCCCGUAAUCACGUAACAACUAACCUGCCAGUAUCAAAGAUAGAGCCUGUGUCUACACAUCAAUAUUUAACAACCUUUAAAGCACUUGUAUUGAACAGUAUAGGCCCACUUGUAAAUGUCUGUGUGGUGCUUUUAUAGACAGGAUUUGUCAUGCUUUGCUGAGUGAUUCAUGACCUUCUCUGUCAUCUGAUUUUGGGAUUUUACCCAUGAUAUAAAAAAUAAUAUCUUUAAAUCUAUGUGUUGUUAUGUAAUCUGAUGCACGCUAUAGCAAACUUGCACAUCUGUCUGCAUGUGUCUCAACAAAGUAUACAAAAAUCUGAGUAUGUCAAAGGGAAACUACUCGACUCGAGGUGGAUUUGGGAUUUUAAAAAACACUGCAGAACAUGUUGCCAAAUGUAGCUACUGCAUUUUGAAAACAUCUUUCUAAAUAAAAACUAAUUCCAAGUUUU
Molecule: messenger RNA, 1572 nt
Organism: Sebastes umbrosus (honeycomb rockfish)
Lineage: Eukaryota; Metazoa; Chordata; Actinopteri; Perciformes; Sebastidae
Product: potassium-transporting ATPase subunit beta-like
Exons: 7
Coding region: 222-1097 (291 amino acids)
Biological process (GO): intracellular sodium ion homeostasis; sodium ion export across plasma membrane; potassium ion import across plasma membrane
Cellular component (GO): sodium:potassium-exchanging ATPase complex
Molecular function (GO): ATPase activator activity
Source: RefSeq, a predicted model, not a curated record